AUGCGGUUGGCUUCGACCUGCGGCCGCGCCGCCGGCGGCCACCUGCUCUCUAUCAGGGGCAUACAAAAGUUUCGAACAAAGUGUCUCUCAAGGAAACAGUUUGAGGACAUUAGUGUGAGUUACGAUCGACACACUGUCGUCUCGUCUCACCGGCCGUCGCGCCGCGCGCCACCACCUAACGUGACACAAACUAUGACAAGCAUUUCAGCUAUAACAAACCCUUCAUCUACUGUC
Messenger RNA from Brenthis ino (lesser marbled fritillary), 234 nucleotides. The record is from the annotation of a GenBank genome assembly. NCBI's taxonomy places the organism in Eukaryota, Metazoa, Arthropoda, Insecta, Lepidoptera, Nymphalidae.